GCCAGCCCCGGCAAAGGAGGCGGGGCCCGGUGACAGCCGGACGUGGCCUCUCCUCCCGGGCCGGCGCCGAUCCGGAGCGACGCCGCUUCCCCGCGCCAUGCAGCACAGCCCGGCGCCCGCCGUGCUGCUCACCACCAGGCAAAUUCAGAAUGUGCACACAGGGCUGGAUCUGUCAGUGCCGGAAUACCAGGAGAUCCGUGGGAAAAUGAUGUCUGGCCACGUAGAGUAUCACAUUGUCGUUGUUACCCGACUGGCUGCCUUCAAAUCAGCAAAGCACAAGCCUGAAGAUGUAGUUCAAUUUAUGGUUUCCAAGAAGUACAGCGAGAUAGAGGAGCUCUACCAGAAGCUGGCGGCACGAUACCCACAGGCUUCUCUUCCACUCUUGCCUAGAAAAGUCCUUUUUGUGGGGGAAUCUGACAUCUGUGAACGGAGAGCUAUGUUUAACGACAUCAUGAAAUCCAUCUCAAAAGAUGAGGAUCUAGCAACGAGUCCUGAGUUACUGGAAUUUUUAGGAACAAAAUGUACUAGUGCCAUUGACUUCAAGGGUAAAAACACUUCUGAUGACAAGGAGAAAGAUGAUGAAGAAAAUGAGGGAUUGGAUUUUUUCAAAGAGGAGAAGACACCUGACUUAAUCUCACAGCUUUCAUCCUUGGAAAAUGCCAAAAAAGGGGAGAAAAAAGAAGAGGAAGAGGAAGAAGAGGAGGAAGAAGUUUUAGACCCUCUCGGUAUAAUCCGAACUAAAAAACCAAAGAAGGCAUCUGCUCCUCCAGCCAAGAAAGAAAAGCCCAAAUUAACCAUUUUUGAAGAGGAAGCAGAUCCAGACGAAGGACUCUUUGGCCCAGAAAAAGAUUUCUCAUCAAUUGGUCCCAGGAGGAUGAAUGAGAAUCUGAAAUUAUUUGAAGAUCCAGACCUUGGCGGGGUGGUAAGACUGGGUGACUCACUACUGCUUCCGGCUGCCUGUAAGAGCAAGGAGUAUGUGCUGAACAUGGGUCCUGAAGAGGACACUGAGAAACUGCUGAGAGUUGAAGAUGAUUUAGAAAAAGUCUUGAAACUAACCUCCAAACCAAAGCCUAAGGUACCACCAAAACCGCCAUUGCCUCAGAAGCCAGCAAUCGCCCCCAGGAGCACUAAUGCACCUCCACUGGCAAAGCCAAAGGAAAACAGGAUUCAGACAAUGAAUGAAGUGGACAUUCUCCAGUAUAUCCAGGAAAAUGAAUCUAUCAACAACCAAGAUGCAAGUCUGUUUUGAACAUACAUAUUUUUAAAAUGUAGUGGUGCCUCUUUGGCCUAAACUCCCAGUGAGCUCAAGUGACGGUAGCAAGAAUUGACCAGACGUCUUUACUGUCACAGUGCUCAUUUGUGUUUCAUCAUAUAGAAAGCAGCAGGUUUGACUAGCAGAGGCUUGGCAUGAUGUUUUCAAAACAGUGCAGUUGCGGUAUAACGUGGCCUUAGAUUUUCAGGGUUUCACAAGGAAUGUGGACAAAGACAUAGCACUACAGAUUGUCUACUACUAUUUUAGUAUCAACAUACUACAGUUUCGGCCAGCUCAGUCCUGACUGAAAAUGGUAAGCAUAUUGCACACAUGGCAGCUAUGAAUAGUGUCCAACAAAUGGUCUGAGGCAGGCCAGGAUGCUGUUCCUGUAAUUUUAGACAGUGUAUUUCAGCUCACUGGAAAGGUCCUUUUCCCUUUAUCCUGUGCAUUUUUGUAGCAGCCCUUUCCUCCCUGACUGGUAUUUCAGUAAUUUAUAACAGGGAACUGUUAAGUAUACAUAACAGUUCCUCUGUAGUUCAGAGAAACACUGAAAUCCCAGGUAAGCCUGACAAUCUGCUGCCUUUGUUGUUGCGCAAAUGCCAGCUUGUAAGAGAACUUGUAGGACUGCAAACACUACAUGCUAUGCAUCCCUGGCCCCUGGGGAGGAUAGCAAAUCACUGAAGAUGGCUAAGAGUGCGGCUCCAGCCAUAUGUGGAGGUUGCAGUGUGUAGGAUGUUUGGAUGCUGUAGGACUCUGUGAACCUACUCAAGAUUUACAAGGGCUAAUUUUUUCCAGCCAAGUCUUCCUGAGCUUUUACUGUAGUUAGUGGAGAGAAAGAGACUUCUCCGGGAGGUGAUUCAUUGCAGGCGCCCUAAUGGAGGAACUCUAAAUUGCUCUCUGGAGUCACUCACUCUCUCUUUCUCCUUCCCUUCUCCGAGAACUUAAAGAAGCAGCCACGGUGAUUAAUUCCACUUAAAUGAGUUUUUUGAUAAAAUAGUGCUCUGCUUUUUCCAGUGGCAGUGGUUAGAAAAAGGUAGGACAAACUUGGGAUUAUCCAGAGUGAAAAAUAGGAAGAAAAUAUACUGGAGAAAUUUUAAUAUGCAGGAAAAGAGAAACAUGGUAGAACAGGCAACACAGACUACCCUUCUUCCCCAGCUCAGGUAAAGCAUGCUGAAUUUAUGUGUAAUGGGGGGUUGAUACCUGCUGUCAUGUAGAGACAUGUUCCUGAACUCACUCCAUGUGGGCAAGCUCCCCAGAGGGAAAAUAUAAUAUAUUUAAGCCAUAUCACUAUCCCCAAAUUUGCCUUUCUAAUAUAGAGCUAAAUAAAUAAAAAGCUUUUUAUAUAUAUUUUUUAAUAAUGAAAUUAUCUCUAUUAGGGUUUUUUUUUAAGCUAACAGAAAAUAUGAUAAAGGUGUUUUGGUUUGAUGGGACAGAUAAAACAUAACCAUUGGCUCUCAUCUAUGUACAGUAUAUCACAGCAUAUAUACAGUAUAAUAAAACAUUUUGCUAACCUGCA
Molecule: messenger RNA, 2768 nt
Organism: Phalacrocorax carbo (great cormorant)
Lineage: Eukaryota; Metazoa; Chordata; Aves; Suliformes; Phalacrocoracidae
Source: RefSeq, a predicted model, not a curated record